GCGGGAGCGGCGGCGGGGCCGGGGUUGCGGGGGUGCUGCCGGAGCGGAGCGGAGGGGAGCGGGGGCCGCCAUGCCGCUGAAGGCGGUGAUCCUCAUCGGGGGCCCGCAGAAGGGGACCCGGUUCCGGCCGCUCUCCUUCGAGGUGCCCAAGCCGCUCUUCCCCGUGGCCGGCGUGCCCAUGGUGCAGCACCACAUCGAGGCCUGCGCCAAGGUACGGGGCUGGGGGAAUGCCGGGGAUGGGGCCGGGGGACCGGGGUACCUCCAGGAGUAUGCAGCACUGGGCACGGGUGGUGGCAUCUAUCACUUCCGAGACCAGAUACUGUCAGGCGGUGCUGAGGCCUUCUUUGUCCUCAACGCAGAUGUGUGCUCGGAGUUCCCAUUGCAGGAGAUGCUGGAGUUCCGGCAGCAGCACGGGGACACGCAAAGCUUUGUCAUUCUGGGUACCACAGCCAACAGGACACAGGCGCUGAAUUACGGCUGUAUUGUGGCAAACGCAGACACGCAGGAGGUCCAGCACUACGUGGAGAAGCCCAGCACGUUUGUCAGUGAGAUCAUUAACUGCGGCAUCUACCUGUUCACACCUGCCAUCUUCCAGCACAUCGGCGAGGUCUUCCAGAGGAACCAGCAGGAGCUAGUGCUAGAGGAGAACUCCAACGGCUGGCAGCGUGCAGAAGUGAUCCGGCUAGAGCAGGACGUUUUCACGGCGCUGGCUGGGAGCGGCAAACUCUACGUCUACAAAACUGAUGGCUUCUGGAGCCAGAUCAAAUCGGCCGGCUCUGCUAUCUAUGCCAGCCGCCUGUACCUGAACCAGUACAGCAAAAGCCACCCAGAGAGGCUGGCCCAGAACAAACCCGGAGGCCCUAUUAUCCGAGGGAACGUGUACAUCCACCCGACGGCCUCCAUUGACUGCACCGCUGUGCUAGGACCCAACGUCUCCAUCGGGGAGGGAGUGACGGUGGGAGCUGGUGUGCGUGUGCGCGAGUCCAUCGUCCUGCACGGUGCCUCACUCCACGACCACACCUGUGUCCUCAAUACCAUCGUGGGCUGGGAUAGCACCAUUGGGCGCUGGGCCCGGGUUGAAGGGACGCCCAGUGACCCCAACCCCAACGAUCCCUAUGCCAAGAUCGACAGUGAGACCCUGUUCCGGGAUGGGCGCCUCACGCCCUCCAUCACCAUCCUGGGCUGCAGUGUCACCAUCCCUGCUGAGGUCGUUAUUCUCAACUCCAUUGUCCUUCCUCACAAGGAGCUGAGCCGCAGCUACAAGAACCAGAUUAUCCUGUGAGUCAGCUGCUCGCUGGGUUGGAGGCAGGGGGACGUUGCCAGCCCCCAACUCCCUGCUGUGCCUCACAGCAAGAGCCUGUGCUAGGACUUCACCUCCUGGGAGGUCCCGAGCACCCCCAGAGGGGUAGGUGCAGGUCAGGAGCCCUGCAAGUGCCUGAUUCCUACUCCAGACAGACAUUAAAGCUGGUGAGCAUCAGCCUUGCGUGCUGCUUCUCUUGCAGCCCAGGGACCAGCCCUGGGGCAGGGGGAAGGCUUUGGGGACAGCACAUGGCCCUGGCGGGGAGCCCUGGGCUGAGGCUGUUGGAGGGAGCACUUGCUGCCUGCAGCAUCUCAGGUCUUGAGCUUUGGGGGUUUCUCCACCAAAGGGCACUACCAGCAGGCUCUUGCCACCCCUCACCAGGCUCUCCCUGCUCUGCAAAAGUUGCUGUCUGCAGCUCCCUGGCAGGUCUUGGCCCAUCUCAGAGACUUGAGGGGGGGGGCUUUGAAUCUGCCUGCCCUGUUUGGGCAGCCCCUCCUGCGGGAGCCAGUUGUGAAGAUCCCAGUGAUUGCAACAGCCUGAGCUGGACUCCUGCCUACCACUGGGAUAACAGUGGCAACCAGGCUGUCCUAAGGGCACUGGCACAGGAGGCCAGGCUUGGAGAGGAGGCUGCUGGCCCUGGAGGGAGCUGCAAAAGCACCCCUUCCCCCAGCACCACCUCCACCCCCAAGGGACCAGGAGAGCUGCCAGCCCAGCUCCCAUCAGGCUGAAACCUGCACAGCUGCCUAGGGAUGGCUCAGGGUGAUGGCAGCAGGUCCCCUGCCACCCUGGUGGGCCAACAGCCUCCUCCCCACCAGCAUGGGUGUAGCUGGGGGGCUCACACAUCUCCCCUCGCACCAGGGCAAUCAACUUCCAUGUGUGCAGGUGGCACAGAUUCACCGACUCGCUCUGUCUCAACCUGUUUUUAUUGAAGGCAGCUCCCUGCUGGUCCUGGCAGUCUGUCUAUGGUAACCAACACUGCCCUUUAUCCACUUAACCUCCCUGUCUUCUCCUCUGGUUUUGGAGCGCUGUGCUAAAGCCCUCCACUCCCCCGAGAGCCCCAUCAUGCCUCUCACCUUCAGCGAGGCAUUGCAUUAGGGAUUCUCCAUCCAUCCAGUACCACCCCAGCUUGAUGGAUUUGCAGCAAAUCCUUGCUCCCAGCCUCGUGCCUUCCCGUGCCAGUUCUCCUGUGGUCCUGGGCGGGGAUUAGCUGUUCCCUGGCUUUAAGCACAUUAAAACUCCUUCAGUUUUG
Messenger RNA from Calidris pugnax (ruff), 2549 nucleotides. It is a transcript of the gene GMPPA, whose product is annotated as GDP-mannose pyrophosphorylase A. Gene Ontology annotation, biological process: biosynthetic process. The coding region runs from base 71 to 1282 and encodes 403 amino acids. Gene Ontology annotation, molecular function: transferase activity. Lineage: Eukaryota; Metazoa; Chordata; Aves; Charadriiformes; Scolopacidae. The transcript is spliced from 11 exons. Gene Ontology annotation, cellular component: cytoplasm. The record is from RefSeq and is a predicted model, not a curated record.